This is a messenger RNA of Scaptodrosophila lebanonensis, 964 nucleotides long. It is a transcript of the gene Bacc, whose product is annotated as bacchus. The coding region runs from base 365 to 820 and encodes 151 amino acids. NCBI's taxonomy places the organism in Eukaryota, Metazoa, Arthropoda, Insecta, Diptera, Drosophilidae. The transcript has 3 exons. The record is from RefSeq and is a predicted model, not a curated record.
CUGACCGCCUUCUAGUGUGGAUGCGUGUGUGUGUGUGUGUGGAUUGAAAAAGUUAAAUACACACGCCGUGCGAGACAUUCGGACAGUGUGUUUAUGUGCUUCGUGCGGUGCGGUUCUCGUUUUUUCCGAAUAUUUGCGCUAAUUUCAACAAUCCAACCAAUUUUUCGAACAGCAAUCUAAAGCGGAGUAUACACAUUUUGCUUCUUUUUUCAACUGAACGAAUACAAGAGAAGCUGUUAAAUAGAAUAAAAUCAACUAUAUUUACAACAAAAACAUAUAUACACAUAUAUAUAUAUAACCGCUCGUGUUAUAUAAUUUUAAAAUAAGUUUUGAAACAAGUUCAAACAACCACAAAAAUAAGAAAAUGUCUGCAGCCACAGAACAACAAAACAAUGGUGAUGUUGCCGUAGAGAAGGUUGCCGCCAGCGACGAUGUUGCAGCGGUAAAGGAGGAUCUCAAAGCCAAAGCGGCGGCCGAGGAUAAAGCAGCGGCUGAUGCUGCUGGCGACGCCGCAGCUGACAAUGGCACAGCGAAGGAUGGCGAGGAUGCUGCCGAUGCGUCUGAUGCUGUUGCCGCGCCCGCAAAGGAUUUAGUAAAAGGCACAAAGAGGCCAGCUGAAGCAAAAUCCGCCGAAUCAAAGAAAGCCAAGAAAGAUAAACCCGCUGACGGUGAUUCCGAUGAGGAGGAUCCCGAAAAUGAUGAAAGUGAUAUGGGAAGCGAUGAGUAUGACAUCCCCUACGAUGCCGAGGAAGAUGACAUUGAAUGUGAAGAUGAUGAUGACGAUAACGACGACGGAUCCGGUUCGGAGGAUGACGCGUAAUAAUUGUAAUGUAGUCAAAGAUACAAAAUAAAAUAAAACAAAAAAUAUUUAAAUAAAUAAUAAACAAAAUUACAAGCAAAACAACAACCAGAGAAAAACAACACAAAAAAAUCGCAAAAUAUAUAAUUUUAUGUUAAGAAAUAA